AUGCUUCGUCGUGGUUUAAUGAUAUCCAAGGACAUUUUUCGUAAACGGAUCUUAAGCAAAAAUGUAGAGGUGAUGAACAUUCAGCGAUAUUUGGCUACAGCUAAAACAUCACCACGAAAAACACCAACUUCUCCCCCACCAUCAUCUUUAACGGGAGGAUACACACCACCCCCAUCAAUUAUCGUACCCGAAAAACAAUUUCCCAAUCCAUCACUAAAAGGCACCGACCUAAUGCAACUAAUCCACAGCGAGCAAAUAUCCCGAUUCCCUAUAGAACACGCAAAACUAUUAAAAAAAACCGGUAAAGACCGAAUAAUUCCUGGUGACGUGCUCCUCGUCGAAAGCUACACAAACCGCACGAAUCUCUCGUCAGUAUCAACGUUCGCCGGUAUCUGUAUUGCGAUUAGACGGCGCGGGAUAGAGACCAGUUUUACGUUGCGGAACGUGAUUUUAAAAGUUGGUGUCGAGCAGCGAUUUGCUGCAUUUUCGCCAAUGAUUAAGAGUAUAAAGAUUUUAGCCAGGGGUGAAGGGUAUCGACGUGCGAAAUUGUAUUAUUUGAGAGAUCAGCCGGGUAAGGCGUUUAAGAUUGCUUCGAUGAUUAAAAAGCUUAAAGCGGCGCAGCAGAAAACAAAUAACUAG
This is a messenger RNA of Ambispora gerdemannii, 639 nucleotides long. The record is from the annotation of a GenBank genome assembly. Lineage: Eukaryota; Fungi; Glomeromycota; Glomeromycetes; Archaeosporales; Ambisporaceae.